Messenger RNA from Etheostoma spectabile (orangethroat darter), 1408 nucleotides. It is a transcript of the gene tspan34a, whose product is annotated as tetraspanin 34a. The transcript has 8 exons. Lineage: Eukaryota; Metazoa; Chordata; Actinopteri; Perciformes; Percidae. Gene Ontology annotation, cellular component: plasma membrane. Bases 196 to 945 code for a protein of 249 amino acids. The record is from RefSeq and is a predicted model, not a curated record.
UCAGUGACGUGCAGGGCAUGAACUCUGUGUGUCUGUCUGUGUGUGCGUGUGUGCGUGUGUGUGUGUGUGUGAGAGAGACCUGUGAGAAAAUAAAGGGGCAUGUAAAAACCUUGUUGAGCAGACACUGCAGGUUGAUCCGACCUCGGCGGACAGACUGACAGAACCCCACAGUGUGAAAGAAAAGGAAACACCAAGAUGUGUUGCUCUGGCUUUCUCAAAAUUAUGAUGUUUGUCUUCAAUGGCGGCAUCUUUUUGGCAGGUGCAGUCAUCCUGGGUGUGGGAGUGUGGGUGAAGGUGGAUAGUGGUUCUCUGCUGGGUAUACUAGAUUCCUUGGAGGACGCUCCGUCUGGGUUAUCCCAGCUGGUCAACGUCAGCUACCUGCUCAUGGCAGUGGGGGGCGUUCUGCUGGUCAUUGGCUUCCUGGGCUGCUGCGGAGCUGUAAAGGAGAGCCGGUGUAUGCUGCUGACGUUCUUUAGCAUUGUGCUGAUUAUCUUCCUAAUCGAGGUUGCAGGUGCUGUGGUGCUGCUGGUCUUCCAAGAUUUGGCUGAUCAGCUUUUUCAGAGUCUGGAGAAAGAAGUCAAAACAAGCAUUGGAAAAGAGUAUGGACGCAGUGACAGCUUCACCUCCCUUUGGAAUGCCACCAUGGAGGAGUUUAAGUGCUGCGGAUUCAAAAACUACACAGAUUUUGAUGGCUCUCCUUUUUACAAUGACCACGGAAGAGAUGUUUAUCCACACACAUGUUGCAAUACAACCAUCACUGUGGGCGCAUGCAAUACAAACGAAGCAAGUCAUUCGAUGAUUGAUGGCUGCUUUGACAAGCUGCUGCAGCUGUUAGAGGACAACGCUCUCAUCAUUGCGGUUGUGGUUCUAGCAAUAGCUGCUUUUGAGAUUGCUGCCAUGGUGGUUUCAAUGGUUCUCUACAAGCAGAUUGGCAACAAGGCAUGAUGUUUCCUGUUUGGAAUGUGAUGACAACAUUGUAAUUGAUGGAAACAGCUUUACUUGUCAGCAGUUUUUUAAUGUGUAUAACGUUUUUUUAUUUUUAUUUGAUUUAAAACUGACAGAUUAUUAGACAACAGACUUUAGUGCUCUACAUGUAGACCAUCAUGCAGACCAUUAAAAUCAAAGACUAAGAGGUAGUUGAUACGUUUUUAGUUUUAGAACUAUUUCUGUACGCAUUUAUACUGUGAUUUAUUUAUGUUUUAGGAAGGGUUGGAGUCAGCGGACAUUGUAUGUGCUGAUACAUAUACUGUAGCUAGUUGUAUGUGAUGAUGCAUAGGGGAAAAAAGGAUCUGCAUAAGUUGUGUCAAUUGUGGAUGUCCCUCACAUUCAUUGCAAGCUGCAAUAUAUUGAAUUUAUUUUUGUAUGUUUGAUCAAAUUGAAAUAAUAAACGUAACUCCUUUUACUAACA